UGGUGUUUCUCUGUACUAGAAGAACACAGAGGGAUUAUAGUGCUAGUGUUUUGUUUACCUUUAAGUUUUAUAUUUGAUUUUUUCCUCAAAUUUUAUUUCUAUGUUAGAAAGUUUACCUUUAACAGGGAUCAUGAGGCUAAGGUCAGGGAUGUUCAAGAGAACAUACAAUAUUGGAACAAACUUUCUAAAAACAACAGAAAACCCCUCUGCACUGCUAGAGCAAAUUGGCUCAGUCUUUCGACAACAUUUUUUCAAAAAAAUAAUUGUCAUAAAAUAGCAAUACCCCUUUACGAUAUAUUGGGUUUAGAUGAGAAAAAACUUAAAGUGAAAGUAGAGCCUUUCGUGACUGUUGGGGAGAUAACUAAAUAUUUGUUACCCAGAGGUUACAUAUUGGCAGUGCACUUGGAAAUAGCCGAAGCGACACUUGGUGGACUGGCUAUGGGUGUGGGGAUGACCACUCACUCACACAAGGUAGGACUAUUCCAAGAGAGUGUCAUAUCAUAUGAUGUUAUCUUAGCAAAUGGCAAACUUAUACAUGUAACUAAAGACAAUGAGCACUCAGACCUUCACCAAGCGUUGCCUUGGUCUCACGGAACAUUAGGACUCUUAGUUGCACUCGAGCUUGAAAUCAUUCCAGCCAAACCUUACAUACACAUGAACUACAUCCCUAUGAGAGGAAAGAAGAGGUACUGCACACUACUGAGGGAACUAGCAGGAGCAAACAACAAAGAUAAACAUACUCCUGACUUUUUGGAAGCUAUAAUCUACAGUAAAGAAGAAGCUGUAAUUCUAGCUGGAUGGUUUUCAAACGCAACAGAUCGCUUGAAGGUGAAGCAUGUCAAGAAGUGGUACAAACCUUGGUUUUAUAAAUACGUAGAGACUUUUCUGAAGAGGGGAAAUACUGAAGAGUUGAUUCCGUUGGAGGAUUAUCUUCUGAGACAUAACAGGUCCAUAUUUUGGGUGAUGGAGUCGAUGCUUCCUUUUGGGAACAAUGAACUGUUUCGUUUGUUUUUUGGAUGGCUUUUACCACCCAAAAUAGCUUUUUUGAAGUUCACAACAACACCAGGAAUCAGGAAGCUGACGUUCACAAAGCAAGUUUUCCAAGACAUUGUGUUGCCGAUGUCUAGUCUAGAGGAGCAGAUUGACCUUUCAGAGGAGUUGUUUGACCUCUAUCCACUGUUGGUGUAUCCUUGUAGGGUUUACGACAGAGGAGAACUUUCAGGACAAAUACCUACACCAAACCCUGACUGUCUUUGUCCUGGAGCUGACUACGCUCUCUAUAAUGACUUGGGCAUCUAUGGAGUUCCAGGCUAUGUGAAGCGUAAGUUAGAGUACAACUCAACACAAGCUAUGAGAAAGAUGGAAGCAUUCACACGCAGCAUCAGAGGAUUCUCUUUCCUCUACGCAGAUAUCUUCAUGACAAGAGAGGAGUUUGAACAGAUGUUUGAUCUGAAAUUGUAUGACCAAGUGAGGAAAAAAUACUCAGCUGAAGGCGCUUUUCCCCACCUUUACGACAAAGUGAAGCCUGAAAUCGAUGUGAUUGCAAUUGGUGAAAACAGCAGCGUGAAUGAUUAGUUUAAAUUUACUAAGUGAAGUGUCGGAUUAUAGCUUUAAAUAUUGAUAAAAUAGAAAUAAGUGUUACGUAACUUAUUAUGACUUUCUGGGGUGUUUGAUGGAUAUUCCAAACAAUAAAAUAUAUAAAAAUAUAAUUAUUAUAUAGUGGACUAAAAACUUGAGACAUAUGAAAUUAUAGCGAACCCACUUUAAAAUAAUAAUUUUUUAUCUUGUUCAUAUUUAAUCCCAGCCUUGAGUGUUUUUACAAAGUAAUUAUAAUUGAUAGUGAUACUUCAGUUACUUCUAAAGUACUCAUAACUCUUUGAGAUAACUGAAUCUAAUGGAUAAAGAUAAUUCUGUUUGUGUGUACUAUAUCCUACCAAAUAAAGUGAAUGUUUGAAAUGAUUUAUUUUGUCAACAAAUAGAUGUUUUCAAAAGGUGACAGUGAAAGAUAAUUUCAAUGUUUAUAAAAUGUUUGAAUUUUUGGACUGCAAACUUUUCUCGCUUUUACGAGUCUAAAUUUUCCAGCUUCGGACAAAAUUUAGUGAUGUGAUUGCAGCUUUAAAAGAUUGUUACAAGGAAUUUGAUGAUGGAUCUAUGACAUUUGAGCGUUUAUGUCUGCACUGCUAGGAAGCUUGGUUUGAUGCUAAAGGGAAGUUGAUGCCGAAAACUCUCCACAAGUACAAAUGCAGAGUGAAUGACGAUGAAGAGUUCAAUAGAGUCUACAGGAUCUGCAGGAAAG
Macrosteles quadrilineatus (aster leafhopper) is the source of this 2296-nucleotide messenger RNA. Its product is annotated as delta(24)-sterol reductase-like. The transcript has 6 exons. Gene Ontology annotation, biological process: steroid metabolic process. Bases 439 to 1575 code for a protein of 378 amino acids. The record is from RefSeq and is a predicted model, not a curated record. Gene Ontology annotation, cellular component: membrane; cytoplasm. NCBI's taxonomy places the organism in Eukaryota, Metazoa, Arthropoda, Insecta, Hemiptera, Cicadellidae. Gene Ontology annotation, molecular function: flavin adenine dinucleotide binding; Delta24(24-1) sterol reductase activity.